AUGAGGGCGGUGGCGGCGGGGUCGUCGUCGUCGUCGUCGGCGGCGGCGGCGGCGGCGGCGUCAUCGUCGUCGCUCGGCGGAGAACCCCUGCGGGCGGCAGCGGUGGCGGCGGCCGCAAUGAAGGGGAAGCCUCGAUCCCGCCUCUCUCAUACGCCGGGCUUCAAGGCCUGCGAGCGCCAUCAGCUCCAGAGGUCGUCCGCCGGCGCCGGGAACGGGGCGGCGCCGCCGUCGUCGUCGCCUCUCCUCUCGGGGCGGGGCCACCACAGCGAGGCCGCCGGCGACGACAGGUUGGAGCGGAUCAGGGCAAAGCUCAUGGACCACCUCCGCCAGGCCGCCGGCCGGAUCGAGCUCCCACCGGCGGUGCCCCCGCCACCGGCGCGGAGGGAGCCGCCGCCGGAGGCCUCUGCGGCGGAGGAGAAGGACGCCACCCGGAAGUCGCCGCUCCCCGUGGCGACUUCGUCAGUUUUGUCGGACCAGGUGCCGGGGACGGCGGCGGCGGCGGUGGAGGAGCUUCCAUGGAGCCUCCGGACCAGGAGGUCAACGACGGGGGGCCCGCGACAGAGCCAGCAGAAACCCAGCUCGCGGGAGAUGCCUCCGCCGGCGCCGAAGCCGGCGACUCGGCAGAGGAACGGCGGGCCGGAGAGAAGGGAGGCGGCGCCGCGGCGGCGGCGACCCCGGUUCUCGGUUCCGCUGUCUAAGGAGGAGAUCGACGAGGAUCUCUACGCCUUCACCGGUCGGCGCACCCCCCGCCGCCCCAAGAAGCGCCCCCGCGCCGUCCAGAAGCAGCUCGACGUACUCUUCUCGAGUCCUCCCUCCUUCUUCGAUUCCUCUUCCGCUUCAACAACCUCCUGAUCUCUUCUGCUUUCUCCGCAGAUGGUGUUCCCGGGGCUGUGGCUGUCGGAGGUGACGGCGGAAACCUACCUCGUGGCGGAGGCGCCGCCGCUACCGCCGACCUGA
Spirodela intermedia is the source of this 957-nucleotide messenger RNA. NCBI's taxonomy places the organism in Eukaryota, Viridiplantae, Streptophyta, Magnoliopsida, Alismatales, Araceae. The record is from the annotation of a GenBank genome assembly.